Eimeria necatrix is the source of this 486-nucleotide messenger RNA. Its product is annotated as translation initiation factor eIF-5A, putative. Gene Ontology annotation, molecular function: ribosome binding; RNA binding; translation elongation factor activity. The coding region runs from base 1 to 486 and encodes 161 amino acids. The transcript has a single exon. NCBI's taxonomy places the organism in Eukaryota, Apicomplexa, Conoidasida, Eucoccidiorida, Eimeriidae. The record is from RefSeq and is a predicted model, not a curated record. Gene Ontology annotation, biological process: positive regulation of translational elongation; positive regulation of translational termination.
AUGUCGGACGCGGAAGACGUGAGUUUCGAGCGGGCUGACGCGGGGGCCUCCCUGACUUACCCCAUGCAAGCGGGGGCUAUUAAAAAGAAUGGUUUUUGUAUGUUAAAGGGAAAUCCCUGCAAAGUCGUGGAGUUCUCCACGGCCAAGACCGGCAAGCACGGCCACGCGAAGGCGCACAUCGUCGGGCUCGACAUUUUCACCGGCAAAAAGUACGAAGACGUUUGCCCGACUUCGCACAACAUGGAAGUGCCAACUGUUAAGAGAUCAGAAUAUCAAUUAAUAGAUGUAGCUGAUGAUGGGUUUGUGUCUUUGCUGCUGGAAAACGGAGACUUGAAAAGCGACUUGACUCUUCCGAGGGACUCGGAGGGGAACUUGGAUGAGGUCGCGCUGCAGGUUAAGGCGCUGUUUCAGGAGGGCAAGGGCGUGCUUGUCAGUGUGCUGGCGGCCUGCGGAAAGGAGAAGAUCGUCGCUUGCAAGGAACUCUGA